Molecule: messenger RNA, 544 nt
Organism: Suricata suricatta (meerkat)
Lineage: Eukaryota; Metazoa; Chordata; Mammalia; Carnivora; Herpestidae
Product: 40S ribosomal protein S11-like
Exons: 1
Coding region: 16-408 (130 amino acids)
Biological process (GO): translation
Cellular component (GO): cytosolic small ribosomal subunit; ribosome
Molecular function (GO): structural constituent of ribosome
Source: RefSeq, a predicted model, not a curated record
CAGGCGGCCGAGAAGAUGGCGGACAUUCAGACCGAGCGUGCCUACCAAAAGCAGCCAACCAUCUUUCAAAACAAGAAGAGGGUUCUGCUUGGAGAAACUGGCAAGGAGAAGCUCCCGCGAUAUUACAAAAACAUCAGUCUGGGCUUCAAGAUGCCCGAGGAGGCCAUCGAGGGCACCUAUAUUGACAAGAAAUGCCCCUUUCCUGGUAACAUCUCCAUCCGAGGGCGGAUUCUGUCUGGCGUGGUGACCAAGAUGAAGAUGCAGAGGACCAUUGUCAUCCGCCGAGACUACCUCCACUACAUCCGAAAGUACAACCGCUUCGAGAAACGCCACAAGAACAUGUCCGUGCACCUGUCCCCCUGCUUCAGGGAUGUCCAGAUCGGCGACAUCGUCACAGUGGGCGAGUGACGGCCCUUGAGCAAGACUGUGCGCUUCAACGUGCUCAAAGUCACAAAGGCUGCUGGCACCAAGAAGCACUUCCAGAAGUUCUGAGGCUAGACGUCUCCCACACCCCCAAAGAAAUAAAGUUAUUUUCCCAGUCAUG